Salvelinus namaycush (lake trout) is the source of this 1407-nucleotide messenger RNA. Its product is annotated as NACHT, LRR and PYD domains-containing protein 1 homolog. The coding region runs from base 127 to 1332 and encodes 401 amino acids. Gene Ontology annotation, biological process: regulation of apoptotic process. The transcript has 9 exons. Lineage: Eukaryota; Metazoa; Chordata; Actinopteri; Salmoniformes; Salmonidae. The record is from RefSeq and is a predicted model, not a curated record.
GAGUGUUGGAUCAAGCCUGGACCUGAGGACACCAGAGACCAUGGUGGAGAGUGUUGGAUCAAGCCUGGACCUGAGGACACCAGAGACCAUGGUGGAGAGUGUUGGAUCAAGUCUGGACCUGAGAAAAUGAUUCCUCAGAGCUGUAAGACUUGUGACCAUGUUGAGGACUCCACACACUGGCUUCAGAUUGAACCCUUGACUUCCACUGUCCAGGGAGUGACAAUGUUCAGACACAGGACACCCAAAGGGAGUUAUGAGUGCACAGUGUCUGGGCUCCGCUGGCUGUGUGAGAGAGAUGUCAUCCUGAAGUAUCACUUCAGGAACUGGGAACCCUACAGUCAACUUCUGAAAGACAUGCAGUACACACAAGGUGGUCCAUUGCUGGACAUCACUAUGGAGUUAGGUGAACUGGAGGAAGUUCAUCUGCCACACUUUGUCUGUUUAGGGACCAACCCUUCCCUGAGGAAUGAGAUGAAGAUUCUUCAUGUAGAGGAACAUGGAGUGUCUUUAGAGGAAGUGCAUGAGGUCACCAGAUUCCAUGCUAAGGUUCUCCAUCCCAAGUUCUCAGCUAUCUCUGUUAUACUGAGCUAUAUCUUUUCAUGGAACGUAGAUGUCCACUGUGACGUGGUCCUCUAUAUGGCAGUAAAAAGGUCAACAGUAAUUUCAAGGCUGUACCUGCUCCUCAGAAACUCCAGUCAGAAAGAGGCUGUUCAGGAACGGGAGAAAAAUCAGGUAUCCCAAGGAUAUUCAGAAUUUCUCCUGCCAAGUCCAAACGGGUCCUUAAAGCUGAACAGUUGGUUUGCGCUCAAGAAUCCCCACUCCACUUCCAUCUAUCCAGAGAAGAUUCAGCUGUUACCUGCAGACACCACACCAAGCUGUUGUCAGAUGAUUAUGGGAAACACAGGGGUUGACAUUGAGAUGGAGUUAAUCGGGGAUGAUGAGAGGACAGUAUGGAAAUCAGUGGUAUCAAAAGAUGUAUACAGCAAAGACUAUCAUCCAACAGGUGCUGUGUCGGGGGCAGGGCGUCCGGCUGAGAGCAGUCUGACUGGUCCUCCAGAGCUGCGUUCUGUACGGAGAGAGUUUGCGAAACGAGUAUCAGGACCUGUCCUGAAUGGACUGCUGGACGGACUCCUGCAACACACAGUCAUCAACCAGGAGGAAAUGGAGUCAGUGAAGGUGAUCGCUGAGAGGGCAGAGAAGGCACGUGACAUCAUCGACAUGGUGUUGAGAAAAGGAACUGAGUCAUGUUCCAGGAUGAUCAACCUUCUUGGGGAGCUGGACCCUUAUCUUUGUUCACAGCUUCAGAUCAACAGUGUUGGGGUACCAACCUAAUGGUAGAAUGGAUAGUAACAGUGUUGGGGUACCAACCUAAUGGUAGAAUGGAUAGUAACAGUGUUGGGGUACCAU